UGAGAGAUCAGAUUGCUGUCUGACAUGGGCCCAGGACAUAAACAUGGACAUGGACAUAGCCAUCGUGAAAUUGAACUUCCAGAUUAUAGACAGUGGAAAAUAGAAGGGACAUCAUUAGAACCUGAGCAGAAUGCUACACGAGGGUGAAGAGAUUCAUCCCGCAACAAAGCUUGGAGAUACAUAGGAGCUUUUGCCCACAACUAUUCCUUUAUUGGUGUCAUAUUUAAAGGUUUCAAGUGGGGAUUUGCUGCAUUUAUGAUAGCAUCAGGGGCUGGACAUUUGUUGGAAUCUCAGAAUAACAACAAGCACCACUAAAGAG
Molecule: messenger RNA, 319 nt
Organism: Dipodomys spectabilis (banner-tailed kangaroo rat)
Lineage: Eukaryota; Metazoa; Chordata; Mammalia; Rodentia; Heteromyidae
Product: NADH dehydrogenase [ubiquinone] 1 beta subcomplex subunit 3-like
Biological process (GO): electron transport chain; mitochondrial respiratory chain complex I assembly
Cellular component (GO): mitochondrion
Source: RefSeq, a predicted model, not a curated record